This is a messenger RNA of Cladocopium goreaui, 912 nucleotides long. NCBI's taxonomy places the organism in Eukaryota, Dinophyceae, Suessiales, Symbiodiniaceae. The record is from the annotation of a GenBank genome assembly.
CGUCAUGUAUUGUAAAUUUGGAUUGUCACGUGUUGCCGCCAUUUUUCCGGAUCAGCUGGGUGGAGUUGCCUCAAAUAUCGUCUCUUGAAGUACUCAAUUCAAGUGCCUCAAAUCACAAUGCUGGACUUCCUUUUCAGCUGCUUGGUGGAUGGCUUCUUGGUGCCAACAUCGGUGAUGUCAUCACCAGGAGCUGAGAAGUUGGGUGAUCUGACGCUUGAGCUCGGCCUGGCAGAGGCGUGGAUGGUGCCGAUGAAGGAUGAAUGGGUCCUCCAGCUGCGUCUCGUUGACUUCAGCAUCCAAGUGGGUGGCGAUUUCCAACGUCAAGGGAUCCUGUGCUCCAAGUGCGCGAAGGCGGACACAUGGGCAAAGGACGAUCUUCGAUCAAGAGUGGGACCAAAGCUGUCGAACUUCGGACCCUACUUUACCGUCGGAUAUGAGAGGCCAUUGUUACAGCUACGGUUCGCAACGAUGAAAGAGCAGGAGGCGCUUGUGUCAUCCUUCUGCGUGGAUGGCACCACGUACGAGGCAGCUCUGACCAAUUGUCGUGAUGACUGGAAGAGGACGUUUUGGUUGCUGUCGAAGCUCCCACGCAAGUGGCGGAGCCUCUCCUGUUUGAACAGCGCCAUGGGCGAGGAGCCAUGGGAACAAAGCAUGGAGCUCAUGGCUGUCAUGAAGCACCAAGAAGUGGAAGCUGAUGUCAUCACACACAAGGCGAUGAUCAACAGCUUUGGCCGGGGGAUGCAAUGGAAAGCGACCCUAGGAGAACUGAUUCCCUUGCGAAAGCAAGCCUUGAUAGCCUUGCACAGAAAGGAGGCUAUGGUGGGCUGGGGUGAUGAUUUUGAAACAAGUCCAUGGAAAGAAGUGGAUGGAGAGAAGUGGAGAGAAGUGGAGAGAAUAAGUAGAUGGAGGUAA